AUGAACGUUUUAGUAAAAGGAGAACAUGAACACCGAGAACAGAUCCCUCGUGAUAUGCCUACAUACGAGCAGAUGGAGAGUGGACUUUGCGGUCGCGUCUCCCAGUGGCUAUGGUCUGGAUGGCGGGGUACGGCAUUCGAAGGUGCUUCCCCAGAUUUGCAAAAGCCAUACCAGCUGAAUCAUGGGGACUGUAAGGCCUGUCGUGAACAACAUACUACCUGUGAUCAUACACGACCUCAGUGCUCUCAUUGUUGGUCACAGCAGCUCUUGUGCUUCUAUGUGGACCCGAAACGGAGGAAACAGAAAAAUAUUCGGAAGGCAACUUUCAGUGAAGUGGAAACGAGUUCCGGGUUGAUCAAGGACACGACAGCGUGA
Molecule: messenger RNA, 375 nt
Organism: Penicillium roqueforti
Lineage: Eukaryota; Fungi; Ascomycota; Eurotiomycetes; Eurotiales; Aspergillaceae
Product: Zn(II)2Cys6 transcription factor domain-containing protein
Exons: 2
Coding region: 1-375 (124 amino acids)
Biological process (GO): regulation of DNA-templated transcription
Molecular function (GO): zinc ion binding; DNA-binding transcription factor activity, RNA polymerase II-specific
Source: RefSeq, a predicted model, not a curated record